Messenger RNA from Puccinia graminis f. sp. tritici CRL 75-36-700-3, 339 nucleotides. RefSeq lists its product as uncharacterized. The transcript is spliced from 2 exons. The record is from RefSeq and is a predicted model, not a curated record. NCBI's taxonomy places the organism in Eukaryota, Fungi, Basidiomycota, Pucciniomycetes, Pucciniales, Pucciniaceae. Bases 1 to 339 code for a protein of 112 amino acids.
AUGUGUCUCUCCGCCUACUCGUUUGGGAGAAAUCAGGCAAUCCACCCACAAAUGCCGAAAAAGCCACACCAUUCGAGCAGCUCACCAGCCCAAGUUUCCGCUUCGCUGGCAAGCCCCUCUUUCAGAGGCUCGCUUCGCGAGGUGCCUCCGGCACGCCGGGGUCCCCCCGUCCCUCUGGAACGAGGGGAUUGUGCUAAGCUAGCGCGGUCCCAGGUCUGCUGGGAGCCUGGGAUCGCGCCAGAUCCUCCGGAAACGGUUCGGAUGAACCUCUUGGCUGCGGUAGAAAAAUAUUAUACUGAUAUCACUAGUGGCAUCUCAGCAUUGUGCUUUUUGAAGUGA